Molecule: messenger RNA, 1056 nt
Organism: Plasmodium coatneyi
Lineage: Eukaryota; Apicomplexa; Aconoidasida; Haemosporida; Plasmodiidae
Product: KIR protein
Exons: 3
Coding region: 1-1056 (351 amino acids)
Source: RefSeq, a predicted model, not a curated record
AUGUCAACACCAUUAAAGGAACAACUUUCAAAGCAAUUAAAUUCAUGGACCUAUUUCUAUGCUCCAUUUGAAGGGAACGGGGACGAUUGCAAAAAUGGCAUCGCGCAAAAUAUAGAGAACCUUAAAGCGACAAAUAAGGAUAUUGAAAAUUAUUUGGAUAAUAUUAAAAAAGCGGCAUGCUAUGUGGACAAAAUGUAUAAUUGGGAGAACAACUUAUUUGGUAGUGUUCGCUGUCAUUUUCUGUACUAUUGGAUUGGGGAAAAAUUAUCUAAGAGUCUUACAGGUCAUAAAUUUAGCGGCCUCCUAAAUAUUAUUUGUUCAAUAGUGCAGCAAGAAUAUGUAAGUAAGGGAUGUAGACUUAUUUGCCCUGGCAAUAUUGACCAAAUCAUUUUCAAUGAAAUGAAAGCAGUAUAUGACUUCCUCUAUAACUAUGACACCAUAUAUACUCGUACAAGACAACGUAGGACUGAAUGUAAUCAGCAAUAUACGGAUUAUGUUCAAGGCAUUUCAGAAUCACAUAAAAAAGUGGAACACCACUGUACAGACAAACCCAAUGAUGAUUACUGUAGAAAUAUUUGGACAAAGCAGAAAACAGCAAUUCAGGAGAAAUUAUCAGAAUUGCAAUGCAAACCACCAGCUGCAGAAGAAAAAGUUACGGAAUGUCCCUCUGCGGACCAAGAACUACAAAUAUCCUCUUCGACCCACCCUAACAACCCUCCUUCCACCACCACCACGGCCCUUUCCUCCAUAUUUGGCACCUUAGCAACCAUAGGUGCCCCUUUCUUAUUAUAUAAAUAUAAACUUCUAGCCCCUUGGUUUGGUAACAAUUCUAAUGGAAAAAGCAGAAUGAAAAGGUCUACCGCAAGAAACCCUGAUACGUUCACAGAGAACAGCUCAACACAUGAUUCAACGGACACUUCCACAAUAGGUCCAACGGAUAUAGCCGAAAAUUCCACAGUGCGCUCUGGCGUGUACACUACACCGUCCAUAAGACAGUCUACUCGGAGAACAAAUAAUGCACCAGGUCGUCAGAAUAUAGGUUAUCAAAACAUGUAA